Dromaius novaehollandiae (emu) is the source of this 3954-nucleotide messenger RNA. RefSeq names its product calmodulin-binding transcription activator 2-like. Gene Ontology annotation, cellular component: nucleus. Gene Ontology annotation, molecular function: transcription coregulator activity; protein binding; double-stranded DNA binding. Gene Ontology annotation, biological process: regulation of transcription by RNA polymerase II. Lineage: Eukaryota; Metazoa; Chordata; Aves; Casuariiformes; Dromaiidae. The record is from RefSeq and is a predicted model, not a curated record.
ACAGGGAGGUGACAGGAGGUGACAGGGGGUGACAUUGCCCCCCCACCCAGGAGCCAUCCGGUCCCCCGCGCCCCCCCCCCGGCGGAGCCGCCCCGGCCCGGCGCGCUGAGGCGCCGGCGCAGCCCCGCCAUGAGCAGCAAGGAGCCCGCGGAGCUGCCCGAGAGGCCCCCCCUGAAGGUGUUCCUGCCGCGGCAGCUGGUGGAGAGUCUGCCCAAGUGCCCCGUGCUGCCGGCGGAGCGCCUGCGCUGGAACACCAACGAGGAGAUCGCCUCCUACCUCAUCACCUUCGAGAAGCACGAGGAGUGGCUGUGCUGCGCGCCCCGCACCAGGCCCCCCAACGGCUCCCUGCUGCUCUACAACCGCAAGAAGGUGAAGUACCGCAAGGACGGCUACUGCUGGAAGAAGCGCCGCGACGGCAAGACCACGCGCGAGGACCACAUGAAGCUCAAGGUGCAGGGCGUGGAGUGCCUCUACGGCUGCUACGUGCACUCCUCCAUCGUCCCCACCUUCCACCGCCGCUGCUACUGGCUGCUGCAGAACCCGGACAUCGUGCUGGUGCACUACCUGAACGUGCCGGCGGCGGAGGAGGGGGGCAAGGCCUGCGCCCCCCCGCUCUGCGCCCCCGGCCCCGAGCGCCGCGAGUGGCUGCGCUGGUCCCAGGAGGAGCUCGUCGCCCAGCUCCGCCCCAUGUUCCACGGGGUGAAGUGGGCGUGCGGCCCCGGCGGCGGCGUCUCGCUGGAGCAGGCGGUGCGGCAGGCGCUGGAGAGCCAGCGGGCCCGGCCCGCGCCCCGCACCCACGCCUGCCUCUGCCCCGGCGCCCCCGGGCACAGCUGCAGCAGCACCAAACACCGCAUCAUCUCGCCCAAAACGGAGGCCUGCGCCAAGCCGGGGGGGCCCAAGGCGCCGUCGUCGCCCGACACCACGCAGCCCUCGCCCGGGGGGGGGGCACCCCCCCCGCCCCCGCCGCCGCCCCCCCCCGGCGCCCCCGCCGUGGCCCUGGGGCUGCCGCUGCUGCUGGUGGCCCCCCCCCCGCCGCCGCCGCCGCCCCCCCCGCCGCCCCCCCCCAAGCCGCUGGGGCUGACGCCCAGCCAGCACCUGGUGGCGGGGGAGGCCGGCGGCGGGGGGGGCGCGGCGGCGGUGGCGGUGGCGGUGGCGGUGGCCCCCCCCGGUGCGGCGGUGCCGGAGCCGGAGCCGGAGCCGGGGGGGGCCUCGGCCUUCGACCCCGACCGCUUCCUCAACAGCCCGCGGCGGGGGCAGACGUACGGGCGCGAGGGGGGGGGCGGGGGGGGGCCACCCGCCCCCCGGCCCCCCCCCGCCGCCGAGGCCGCCGGCCCCCCCCCGGCCAAGGCGCUGCCGCUCGACGGCCUCCUCGCAGAGCUGCUGGCGGAGGGCGGGGGCUGCGCGCGCCCCCCCCGCGCCCCCCCCGGCGGCCCCCCCCCGGCGGCGGCGGCGCCCCCCCCGCGCGGCCCCCCCCCCGCCGCCGCCACCGCCACCCCCGGCGGCCCCGCCGAGCCCCCCGCGCUCGUGGCCAUCACCGACUUCUCCCCGGAGUGGUCCUACCCCGAGGGCGGCGUCAAGGUGCUGAUCACGGGGCCCUGGGCCGAGGGCGCCGGCGCCUACAGCUGCCUCUUCGACCGCCUCGCGGUGCCGGCGGCCCUGGUGCAGCCCGGCGUGCUGCGCUGCUACUGCCCGCCGCACGAGGCCGGCCCUGCUGCCCUGCGCGUGGCCGUUGCCGCCCGGCUGCUCUCGGCGCCGGCGCCCUUCGAGUACCGGCCCCGCGCCCCCCCGCCGCCCGGCGCCCCCCUCGACUGGCUCUCGCUCGACGACAACCAGUUCCGGAUGUCGAUCCUGGAGCGCCUGGAGCAGAUGGAGAAGCGCCUGGCCGAGAUGGCGGCCGGGGCCCAGGGGCCGCGGGGGGGCCCCGGCGACCCCCCCCCGGGGCAGGGGCCGGGGCCGGGGCCGGGCGACGCCUUCGAGCGGCGGGUGGUGGCCGUGUGCGAGGCGCUGAUGGCGCGGGGGGGCCGCCCGGGCCCCGUUGCUGUCCCCGGCCCCGCUGUUGUCCCCGGCCCCGCUGUUGUCCCCGGCCCCGCGGCCGCCCGCCGCGGCCUGACGCUGCUGCACCUGGCGGCUGCCCAGGGCUACGCCGGCCUCGUCGACACCCUGCGCCGCUGGAGGGCGCUGGCGGCCGAGAGCCCGGACCUGGAGCGGGAGGUCGACCCGCUCGGCGUGGACCACUUCCGCUGCACGCCCCUGAUGUGGGCCUGCGCCCUGGGGCAGCGGGAGGCGGCGGUGCGGCUGGCGCGCUGGGAGCGGCGGGCGCUGGCGGUGCCGGACGCCCUGGGCCGCCUGCCGCUGAGCCUCGCCCGCGCCCGCGGCCACCGGGGCCUGGCCGCCCGCCUGGAGCGGCUGCAGCGCCGCCGCCGGCCCCCCCGCCGCCCCCCCCGCCUGCCCUCCCCGCUCGCCCCCAGCCCCGACACAGGGCUCAGCACCGCCAGCAGCGUCUCGUCGCCCUCGGAGCUGUCGGACAUCCGGCUGCGGCUGCGGAUCCAGCUGCGGCUGCGGCUGCGGCUGCGGCUGCGUUCGGCGCAGCUCGGCCUGCUCCAGCGCCUCGGCCGCCCGCCCCUCGCCGGCCCCCAGCCCCGAGAGCCCCAUGGAGCUGGGGGGGCCGCCCAGCCCCGCCCUCGCCGACGGCGCGCAGGUGGACGUGGCGGCGCUGGCGCGGCAGGUCCUCGAGGCGACGCCGGAGCGCAUCAAGCACGAGGCGGCGGCGGCCCCGGCGCCGGGGGGGAGCGGGAGCGGGAGCGCCCGGCCCCGGGGGGGCUCGGCGCCGCCAUGGCCUGGCUGGCCCCCUACCUGGAGGGGGCCGACCGCCCGCCCGGGGCCCCCCAGCGCAGCCCCCCGGAGACCCCCGGCUGGGCCGAGUUCCUGCGGGCGUCGGCGGGCGGCCGGGUGGAGCGCGACCUGGCGCUGCUGACGCUCUCGGACCGCGAGCAGCGCCAGCUCUACGAGGCCGCCCGCGUCAUCCAGAGCGCCUUCCGCAAGUACAAGGGCCGGCGGCUGAAGGAGCAGCAGGAAAUGGCUGCGGCCGUGAUCCAGCGCUGCUACCGCAAGUACAAGCAGCUCACCUGGAUUGCUCUGAAGUACGCGCUGUACCAGCGGAUGACGCGGGCGGCCAUCCUGAUCCAGAGCAAGUUCCGCAGCUACUCGGAGCAGAAGAAGUUCCAGCGGCGCCGGCGGGCGGCCGUGCGCAUCCAGCAGUGCUACCGCAGCCACCGCGCCCAGCGCCAGGGCCCCCCCCGCGCCCCCCCCGCGCCCCCCCCGCCCCCCCGCCCCAGGGGCACCUUCCUCACCAAGAAGCAGGACCAGGCGGCGCGCAAGAUCAUGCAGUUCCUGCGGCGCUGCCGGCACCGGAUGAAGGAGCUGAAGCAGAGCAGAGAGCUGGAAAGUUUACAGAAGCAGGGCCUGGCCUCGUAACCCCCACGCCGGGGGCCCAGGCGUCCGGGGCUGCCCCCCCCCCCGCCCCGCACCAGGGACCCAGGCAUCCGGGGCCAUCGCCCCCCCCACAAGCAGCAUGGACCCAGGCGGCCGGGGACGUCACCGUGGGCCCAGGCGGCCGGGGCCAUCGCCCCCCCCACGGACCUGGCCUGCUGCACCAGGGACCCAGGCGUCCGGGGACGGUUCCCCCCCCCCCCCAGCAUGGACCCAGGCGUCCGGGGACGGUUCCCCCCCGCACCAUGGACCCAGGCGUCCGGGCCCCCCCCCGGCUUUGCCUUAUCUCUGGUGCCAAGCGCCCCCGUCCUGCUGCCGCCGGGGGUGGGGGGGUGGUUUGGGGGCCCGGACGCCUGGGCCCAUGGGGGCGGGGCCGCCCCCCCCCCCCGCUGCCUGUACAUACGCUGCCGCCGCGGCCCCGGCCGCCUUUGUACAAAUUUCCAUUAAAAACGACAAAACGGCAAA